CACACUGUUCUAUUCCAUCCUCUUGUCUCCAGCCGCGAGAAGAAGAGGGGGAAGAGGUCUUCAGACGCCAACCUCACUGUCAUCAGCCUGACAAGAAAUUCUGGUUUUUCAAACCAUUCGACGAUGAAGCUGUCCGUGUGCCUCCUGUUCCUGGGCUGCCUGGUGCUUGCUGCGGCCGCCAUGCCUGCGGAUCGCGAGGAGGACCUGCAAGGCCUGCUGACCAAGUUAGGAGAGUUGGUGGACGUGCUAGAAGACCUGGACGAGCUAGAGAUGGAGAAGCGAGGCUCUGCAUUUGACACAUGCUUUAAGGACUGCAGGAAGAGAUUCUCUGAAAAAGCGUGCAACAUAAAAUGCAAGAAUAAAGGAAAGCGGGACGAAGUAGAGGAUCUGCUACCUGAACUUGAUCAGGACCUGGAGGCUAAGAUAGAAGAACUGCAGGAACUGGGGACGGAGAAGCGCGGCUAUGACCUGUUUCCUGAAGCUGAGGACUUGGAGGCUGAGGAAGAAGACCUGGACGAGCUAGAGAUGGAGAAGCGAGGCUCUGCAUUUGACGAUUGCUUUAAGGGAUGCAGGAAGAGAUUCUCUGAAAAAGCGUGCAACAUAAAAUGCAAGAAUAAAGGAAAGCGGGACGAAGUAGAGGAUCUGCUACUUGAACUUGAGGACCUGGAGGCUAAGAUAGAAGAACGUUAAGAAGCUGGAAGACAAGGCAGAAGUAGAAGUGGCUGAUCAAGUGACCGAGACAGAUGGCUAUGAAUAGUUUAAUUGGGGUUAAGGAAUUGGGCGAUUAAGUUCUUUAAAACACAAAGGAAUAAACCUGUCGACGUAUUAAUAAUCAUUUUCUACCAUCCUCAGACAAUUACAUUUUGAUAUCUUUUGUAAUUUGAUACUUAACAAGGUACAAUGGUGAUUAAGAUUUAAUGUACUAGUAACUAUCUGUUACAUCGCUCAGAUAUCACAGAUUCUUAAGAUUUGUGCCACUGAUUGAUUGUAUCUACUAAUAUUAGCAGGGCAUUUUGGUGAGGCUAGUAAUUAAGAUACUGAUUGAUAAACUUUGAUCCAUAAACAAUUUCCAAAAAUGUUCCAAAUAUCUAAAAAAAGAACAGGAAUGGAAUGGAAUGACUAACAAUGUUGACGGAUAAUAAAACUUGUAACUGGGUUCAA
Branchiostoma belcheri (Belcher's lancelet) is the source of this 1161-nucleotide messenger RNA. RefSeq lists its product as uncharacterized. Lineage: Eukaryota; Metazoa; Chordata; Leptocardii; Amphioxiformes; Branchiostomatidae. Bases 124 to 690 code for a protein of 188 amino acids. The transcript has 6 exons. The record is from RefSeq and is a predicted model, not a curated record.